Molecule: messenger RNA, 585 nt
Organism: Lobosporangium transversale
Lineage: Eukaryota; Fungi; Mortierellomycota; Mortierellomycetes; Mortierellales; Mortierellaceae
Product: OSCP/delta subunit of ATPase
Exons: 4
Coding region: 1-585 (194 amino acids)
Biological process (GO): proton motive force-driven mitochondrial ATP synthesis
Cellular component (GO): membrane
Molecular function (GO): proton-transporting ATP synthase activity, rotational mechanism
Source: RefSeq, a predicted model, not a curated record
AUGUUCGCCGCUCGCCGUGCCCUUCAAGUUCCUGUUGUCCUUCACGGUAUUGAGGGUCGCUAUGCCACUGCUUUGUACACUGCUGCUGCCAAGAAGCAGGCCUUGGACACUGUUGAGAACGAUUUGAAGCAGGUCAAGCGUGUUGUCGAAAAGGACUCGAAGCUCCGUGAGUUCCUCGAGAACCCCACCAUUAACCGCAUUGAGAAGAAGAACGGUGUCCAGCAGUUGCUCAGCGCUGGCAAGUACAAUGAGCUCACCAAGAACUUCUUCGAUACCUUGGCUGAGAACGGUCGCCUUAAUGACACUGUCAAGAUCAUUAACUCUUAUGGCUCUCUUAUGAGUGCCUACCGUGGUGAGGUUCAGGUUACCAUCACCUCCGCUAAGGAAUUGGAUGCCAAGGAGGUUGCCAAGAUUAAGGGCUACCUUGCCAAGUCUGCCUUCGUUACCUCCAAGCAAACUCUUGUUGUUUCUAACAAGGUGAACCCCUCGAUUCUCGGUGGUUUGGUUGUUGAGUUCGGUGACAAGACUAUUGACUUGUCUGUUUCUUCCAAGAUCAACAAGCUCAACCAGUUGCUUCAUGGUUAG